Dromiciops gliroides (monito del monte) is the source of this 2203-nucleotide messenger RNA. It is a transcript of the gene KBTBD12, whose product is annotated as kelch repeat and BTB domain containing 12. The transcript is spliced from 6 exons. The coding region runs from base 230 to 2107 and encodes 625 amino acids. Gene Ontology annotation, molecular function: protein binding. Lineage: Eukaryota; Metazoa; Chordata; Mammalia; Microbiotheria; Microbiotheriidae. The record is from RefSeq and is a predicted model, not a curated record.
GGCUGCGGGGAGGCCCAUAUUGGGCAGUGUGAGUGUUUGGGGAUGAUUGUGUCAGGCGGGGCUUCUGCAGCUGCCCCUGUGACCCCGGCCCGGUGAGCGCCCACCCCGGGCCGCGCCCCGCUCCCGGGAAGGAAUGCUUUGUGGCAUCUCUGCUGCCUUGUGAGCAAUUAAACAUGCAAAUAGCCCCUCAGAAAUCAGACUAAAUUCAAAGAAGACUCUAUUUAGAAGUAUGGCGUGUAUCGUGGAGAGCAAGAUUGUGGGAAAAGAAAAACAGCAACAUAGCUUGACUUUACUUAGCAAAAUUAAGAACAUGAAAGAAUUAGCGGAAAUGAUAGAUGUGGUGCUCAUAGCAGAAGGGGAGAAAUUUCCCUGCCACCGACUGAUUUUGGCUGCCUUUAGUCCUUAUUUCAAAGCCAUGUUCACCUGCGGCUUGCUUGAAUGUGCUCAGAGGGAAGUCAUACUCUAUGAUAUUACAGCAGAGAGUGUAUCUAUAAUAUUAAACUAUAUGUACAAUGUGGAUUUGGACAUCAAUAAUGCCAAUGUGCAGACUGUAGCUGUGGCUGCCUACUUUAUGCAAAUGGAUGAAGUCUUCAACAUGUGCCAAAAAUAUAUGAUGGACCACAUGGAUGCCUCCAAUUGUGUAGGAAUCUAUUAUUUUGCCAAACACAUUGGGGCAGAAGACUUGUCUGAUCAAGCCAAGAAAUAUUUAUAUCAGCACUUUGCUGAGGCCAGCUUACAUGAAGAAAUUCUAGAAAUUGAUGUGGACCAACUGAUGGGGCUCAUUAAAUCAGAUGAUCUUAAUAUUUCCCGAGAGGAGAGUAUUCUGGACUUGGUUUUGAGGUGGGUAAACCAUAACCGAGAUUUUCGCCAGGACUCCCUUGUUGAACUUUUGAAACAAGUGAGACUGGGACUCGUGAAUCCUUCUUUCUUAAGAGAAGCAUUGAAAAGGAACACGGCACUUCUCUGCAACUCAGAUUGUCUUGAUCUCAUCCAGGAUGCCUUAGAUGCCAUCAAGAAAUCCAAACAGCAUUCUCUAAAUCUCCGUUAUGGAAUGGAGACCACUAAUCUUCUGCUUUGUAUUGGCAACAAUUCCACGGGGAUCAGAUCGAGGCAUGGCAACUAUGGAGAUGCUAGUUUUUGCUAUGUUCCUACAACACGGAAGACCUACUUCCUCUCCUCUCCGAAGUAUGGAGAAGGUUUAGGAACUGUAUGUACGGGGGUCGUGAUGGAGAACAACGACAUCAUUGUGGCAGGGGAAGCCAGUGCCUCUAAAUUAUCCAGACAAAAGAAUAAGAAUGUAGAGAUCUAUCGGUACCACAACCGGGGAAACAAAUUUUGGGAAAAGUUAUGCGCCACUGAGUUUCGGGAGCUUUAUGCCCUAGGCAGUGUCUAUAGCGACCUUUAUGUUAUAGGAGGACAGAUGAAAUUGAAAAAUCAGUAUCUCGUUACAAACUGUGUUGACAAAUAUUCAGUGGAACACGACAAUUGGAAAAGGGUGGCUCCUCUUCCAUUACAACUAGCAUGCCAUGCUGUAGUAACGGUGAAUAAUAAACUUUAUGUGAUUGGAGGAUGGACCCCACAGACAGAUCUCCCUGAUGAUGAGCCUGAUCGAUUAAGCAACCGACUGUUGCAGUAUGACCCUCGCCAAGAUCAAUGGAGAGAGAGGGCACCAAUGAAGUACUCUAAAUACCGAUUCAGUACUGCCGUAGUCAACAGUGAGAUUUAUGUUUUGGGUGGAAUCGGCUGCCUGGGUCGAGACAAGGGCCAAGUUCGUAAAUGCCUCGAUGCUGUGGAGAUCUACAACCCAGAUGGGGAUUUUUGGAGGGAGGGGCCCACAAUGCCAACUCCCCUCCUCUCCCUUAGAACCAAUUCUACCAACGCAGGAACAGUAGAUGGAAAACUAUAUGUCUGUGGGGGUUUUCACGGAGCAGAUCGGCAUGAGAUUAUCUCCAAGGAAAUCUUGGAGCUGGACCCAUGGGAAAAUCAGUGGAAUGUCGUGGCCAUCAAUGUCCUCAUGCAUGACAGCUAUGACGUCUGCCUUGUGGCCAAGAUGAAUCCCAGGGAUCUCAUUCCCCCACCUUCAGAUUUAGUAGAAGAAAGCGGUUAAAGCUGAAAUACUGUUACUGUAGAGAUGCCAGAUUGAGUUGCAAAUGAAGAGUUUAGAACAGAGAAAGCCACAUAAAUUCCCCUUUGUUCAUUCAGC